Sclerotinia trifoliorum is the source of this 1885-nucleotide messenger RNA. Lineage: Eukaryota; Fungi; Ascomycota; Leotiomycetes; Helotiales; Sclerotiniaceae. The record is from the annotation of a GenBank genome assembly.
AUCAAUCUGAACAUCAAUUUUUGGUUUUCUAUAUAAUAACAAGCCGUACACGGAUAUAAACUUCAGUCCAUGCAUCUGCAGGCUGGCAAUUUCUCCAAUUUCUCUGAUCCUUCGCCAUGAUACCUUCUUCCGCGAGUGGAGGUGCGCCACGAAUCCCCUCAUGGAAACGAUUAGGCUUAAAGUUAAAGUCGGCCCAAGAUUCCUUAGAUAUCAAUUCUCAAGCCUCAAUUACCGAACCUCUGAGAGAAAUCGAAAUCGCAAAUAGGAAAAGACCAAGAGACACUGAGUCCGAGCACGAAACGUCUUCGAAAAAGUCGAAAAAUCUCAACUCUCAUCCUACCUCUGAACUACUACGACCAUUCGCUUCCGAUCCAAUUACUACACCCAAAAAAUCUGCGCUAAAGAAGUCAGUCACAUUCACUCCAGAGACAAAAUCCCAAGAUGGCGAUAGUAUCAAACAGUUAUACUUAAGUUGGGUAGCCGAUCAGAAGGCUCAAGACGACUUUUUCUACGGUCCUUCCACUAGCCAAGCUUUUGAAACUCCCGCGCCACCUAUAGUCGAAGAACAGUUUGAUACCACACUUCCGGAAAAGGAACGAAGGGUGAAAAGGGUGAAGAAGCCAAAAUCCGAAGACAAACCACAAAAUGGUGCAGAUGAGAAGGAUUUGAAGCCUCAAAAGUCAGUAAAGAAGUCGAAAGUCUCCAAACCUACCGCCGCUCCACGUCCGUUCUUAGCGUAUCUAAGACAGUAUCACGAAUCAAGGGAGACGUGGAAGUUUAAUAAGAACCAUCAAAAUCAUCUACUGAAACACGCUUUCGACGUUGAGGUCGUUCCUUCCGACCACGCUUAUCUCCUCUACGAGUACGUCAGAGGCUUGCAGGGAGGGGUCAGAAAACGACUCCGAGACGAGGCAUUAGCUAUCAAGGUGAAAGAUCGAGAAUCAGACGCUUCCGGUUUUCCAGCGACAAUGGCAGACAGUAACAAAAGACAACGAGAGUACGAUCUCGCUAUGAACGAGUAUGUUGCGUCAAUGACUGCCGGUGACGCAUCUUCUCAAAUGGGAUACGAAGAAGGGGUACUCAUGGGGUUAUCGGACGUAGCAAUGGCUCCGAGAAUGGUCAAAAGAAUGAGAGCUGAGAAAUUUCUUGCUGAAUUAGGCUCAUCCUCGGAGGAAACAACAGAUACGCAAACUACAGAAACAGGAGCUGUGGUUACGGACGGAGAAAAGCUGUUGCGAUUGAACGACGGUAUCACUCAAAAGCUCGGAAGAAAAAGAAAGCAACGGACACUUGCCGCGGAUGAUUCGAGCUCUUCUGACUCGGACUCAAGUAGUGACUCCGAUGACAGCAGCUCCGAAGAUGAAUCAAUGGCAAAUGAUGACGACACGGACGAUUCAUCAAGUAGUUCAUCAAGCAGUUCAUCUGGCUCGGGUAGCGAUGAUGAUUCAUCCAGUGAAGACGGGUCGAGCAGCAGUGAAAGUGAGGACAGCGAGGACGGCACUCAACAGUGAACGAGGGCUACUAGUCACGUGUUAUCUCUCAUUAUAUACUUAUUUAUCGGUCAACGGAUAGGGUUUGAGGGCUGUUGUAAUUGGCGACGUUGGAAGAAUUUCAAUGUUCCCAUGCUACCAACAUUUACUGGACAAUGAAUGAGCCAGUGAGACGGAAUGGAAGUGAUAAUGUUCCCCCUUUUGGAUGGCCUAAAAUGUAUGGCUGAAGGGAUUAAGACAUGUUGGUGGCUAAUUAAUGGUUGUGGUUGGAUCAUCCGAUAGCCAGAUCAUCCACGACAUUGCUACGUAUUAACUGAGAUACCCCGAAUGAAAGUCAACGGGCAAUAAAGCAUCAUUGCUCUUUGACCAAUGAAAUAUCAUUUCUCAUGCAAUAA